Messenger RNA from Lycium barbarum (goji berry), 2315 nucleotides. RefSeq names its product protein RETICULATA-RELATED 1, chloroplastic-like. The coding region runs from base 259 to 1818 and encodes 519 amino acids. The record is from RefSeq and is a predicted model, not a curated record. NCBI's taxonomy places the organism in Eukaryota, Viridiplantae, Streptophyta, Magnoliopsida, Solanales, Solanaceae. The transcript is spliced from 8 exons. Gene Ontology annotation, biological process: plant organ development. Gene Ontology annotation, cellular component: chloroplast inner membrane.
UGACAAGAUUUCUCAUUUUGAGUUUGGGGUUUAGAGAAAAAGCAAGGGCGAAAGGAGAAAGAGUUAAUACAAUACGGCGAAUCCACUGACAAACUCUGGAUUGGGUUUGUCGCAUAGUUAGCUUCAUCUUCAAAACCUUAACUCCUCUCUUCAACCUCUGCACUAUUCUCCUUCAAUUCAUCCAUGAAAAUCUAUCCAUAAAUUUUCUCCCUAUCCAAACACCCAAAAAAGAAAAAGAAAAAGAAAAAACAAGAAAGAAUGUCUCUGGCAGUAUUCCCAACAUCACCUAUGAAUACCCAAAUCAUCCCUUCCUCAAAACCCUUACCCUUGUUGCCCCCUUCAUUUAGCCGCCCUGUUAUACCCUACAAAGCUCGUAAAAUCAGCGUUAUAAAGGCUACAGCAUCUCCGGCAGUAGAUGGCGACCCAAUUGCCGAUUUGGAACGGUGCUACCAAGCGUCGUCGUCUUCUUCAUCGGUGAUGUAUGCGCCUGUAAUGAAGGGAGGACAAUACGGUUCGGUUGGUGCCGUUACUCUCAAGAAAGAGGGCCUUAAUUUGGCACAGCAGAAGCAGACUAAGUCUAGUCCCGAGCUUUCAACUGGCGGAGGUGGUGGAAAUAUGGGAAAGAAUCUAAACCACGGCGGUGGUGAUGGAGGUGAUGAUGAUGGUGAUGAUGACGAUUACUUUGAUGAUUUCGAUGAUGGUGAUGAGGGAGAUGAGGGUGGUCUCUUUAGGCGACGAAUGCUACUGCAGGAAUUGUUUGAUCGUAAAUUUGUUGAUGCCGUGCUGAACGAGUGGCAGAAGACAAUGAUGGAUUUACCACCUGGACUUCGGCAAGCCUAUGAAAUGGGAUUAGUCAGCUCUGCCCAAAUGGCGAACUUUCUUACUUACAAUGCUAGGCCUACCAUUGCUAGAUUCAUUUCUCGGUUACUUCCUGAAGGAUUAUCCAGGGCAUUCAAUGGCAGGAAGAUUGCAGAUCCGGCCUUUUUAAACAAGCUGCUUUUGGAUCAGGCAGCUACAAUUGGUUGCUCAGUGUGGUGGGAGGUCAAAAACCGAAAGGAAAGGAUUAAGCAGGAGUGGGAUCUUGCUCUUCUUAACGUCCUAACUGCAUCGGCUUGCAAUGCUGCUGUUUUUUGGACGCUUGCUCCUUGUCAAUCCUAUGGGAAUACUUUCCGCUACGAUUUGCAGAACACGAUACAGAAGCUGCCGAACAAUAUCUUUGAAAAGAGUUAUCCUUUAAGAGAAUUUGACAUGCAGAAGAGGAUUCAGUCCUUUUUCUAUAAGGCUGCAGAGUUGUCUAUGGUUGGGCUCAGUGCAGGAGCUGUGCAGGGGGCUCUGUCAAAUCUUCUUGCCAGUAAAAAGGAGGGAAGGUUAUCAGUGUCUAUCCCAUCUGUGAGUAGUAAUGCGCUCGGUUAUGGGGCCUUCCUUGGGGUAUAUGCGAACCUGCGUUAUCAGCUGUUGAAUGGAUUUGACAGAGCUGUUUGUAACUACUUUGAUGUUAUUGGGGUGGCUCUCGUCUUCGGCACUGCCAUGAGAGUUUUGAAUGUUCAAGUAGGAGAGACAUCAAGGCUAGCUUGGCUUGGUGUGGAGGUGGAUCCACUGGCUCAUUCAGAUGAUGUCUUGAAGAAGGCAUACAGUAGACCUACUGAAGGAGGGCUUGAGCAGUCAUCUUCAAAAUGGUUCAUAUCCAAGGGUGCGAUUGUUUCUGGGCUUGGGCUUUUGGGUAUCAAACAAGGUCAGAAUGACUCAACGACUGAGGGUGAAACAUCAGCUCCUAAGGCCCGGAGAAAAAGAAUAGUCAGGAAAAAGGUAGCCAGUUGAGCUUAGGUAGUUGAUAUAGUGCCAUGUACUGCUCAUGUUUUCCGAACCCGCAUUUUGGAUGAGGAGUUUUGGUCUAAAGCACCAAUCAAGCAAAGAGAGCUGCGAUGCAGGUUUGAUUAUAUGAGCAUUGGAAUUGUCCACUGCAGCAGGAGGUGAUUUUACUUAUGAUGCUGCGGAAGCUGCUUCUCAGUUUUUUCCGUCAUCCCUUUCUUAAAUUUAGUAAAAUGAGUACAAGAUCUAAAGAUUGAAGCUUGCCAGUCUUUUCAAUGGUUAGAUGGUAGGUACAUUGCUGAUCAAUCUUUUAUUUUCAUAUGUUUAUAGUCCCAUGAGGAUCAUGUUUUCUUGUUGGGCAGGGAUCAACUUGCCUCAGUAGUGAUCUCUAGGGGAUUAAAACUUAGGUCAUUUACACAUUUUUUUUGUUUUGUUUAUGUUUGUCCUAUUUCAACCAUGUACAAACUCUUACAGCAGGAGUGAAUUGGUAAUUCUAUGUUCAGACA